ACCUUGUACUGCUUGUCCAUAUGACCAGACUCUCUGGCCCUGCUAAUCAUCAUUUUAGCCACUGGAAGGAGAUGCCAUGACUAUUGCCUUCAUAGCCCUGUUCUAUCUUGGGCUGAUCCUGUUCUCCAUGACCCAUGUACCAGUAGAAGCUAUUGGCAAGCCCACACUCAGAGCUCAGCCAGGCUCUGUGAUGACCAGGGGCAUGCAAGUGACCAUCUCAUGUGAGGGGACCUCAAGCGCCCAGGAAUACUAUCUCUAUAAAGAGGGCAGUCCAGAUCCCUGGCAAACACAGACCCCUCUGGAGCCUGGAAAUAAGGCCAAGUUCUUCUUCCCAUCUAUUCAAGAGAACCAUGCAGGGAGAUACCGCUGUUACUAUAAGACCCAGGUUGGCUGGUCAGAGCGCAGUGACUUUCUAGACUUGAUGGUGACAGGAUUCUACAGAAAACCCAGUCUGUCAGCCCUGCCCAGUCCAGUGGUGAGAUUAGAAGGGAAUGUGACCCUCCAGUGCGUCUCACAGCUUGGGUAUGAUAGGUUUGCUCUGACUAAGGAGGAACCACAGAAGUUCUCUUGGACCCUAGACUCACAGUACAUAUACUCUAAUGGCAGUUUCCGGGCACUGUUCUCUGUGGGGCCUGUGACCUCCAGACAGCAGAGGACAUUCAGAUGCUAUGGCUAUUACCUGAAUAAACCCCAGGUGUGGUCAGAACCCAGUGACCCUCUGGAGUUCCUGGUGUCAGGUAAGGCAGCCCAGCUUGUCUAUUGAAAGAUACUGCAUCUGAAAAGGAUCUAGGAGAUCCAGGGCUCUCAAUCCCGUUGACACAGAGCAUGAAGACAAAAGAACCAAAA
Peromyscus maniculatus bairdii (prairie deer mouse) is the source of this 846-nucleotide messenger RNA. NCBI's taxonomy places the organism in Eukaryota, Metazoa, Chordata, Mammalia, Rodentia, Cricetidae. The record is from RefSeq and is a predicted model, not a curated record.